CUCUCUCUCGCGCUCUCCCUCUGGCUCUCUCACUCUCCGGGCACCGCGCCGCAAAACUCACAGCGCAAUUUCUCCACCACGACCGCCGUCGCUGAGCACCGCUCAUUCACAACCGGGGGGAGCAGAGGAGGGACGAGCGGCCGCAUUGGAUGAUAUCAGCUGCUCGGCGGCGAUGAGUGCAGCACUUUUGUGAGUCACAUUGUUUGCCUGGAGAUGGCAUCGAGUCGGGAUCACAGGCAUUGAAUCAAUUUCAGACGUGUACAAGACACGCGCAUGUACAGAGACAGAUAUCAUUACGCACAGAGACUUACACACAUGCCUACACAAACACACGCGUAAACAUACAGAGAGACACAGGAGCAUUUAAAGACGUCGACACACACACGUACACCAAUCGUUAAGUGGUGGAGACGUCACCAAGACGCGUGUGCCAGGCUAGGUGCACGUACACAUACAAACACAUCGACGCACCUACCUACACACGUGCAUGGACAUAUCGAUAAACACACAAAAGGCAAAGACGCACGCACACACAUAUCCAUAGACAUACACACAAAGGCGCACACACACACCUAGACACACACACACACACGCCGAGACACACACACACCUACACACACACACCUAGACACACACACACCUAGACAAAAACACACACACACCUAGACACACACACACCUAGACACACACACACCUAGACACACACACACGAAUUGUUCCACCACGCGCUUCUCACGAUGCUGAACAUCACCCGCGCUUGCGCGACCGGUGCCAGCGGCGAGGGACCGGGGCACCUGGGCAGCAGCAGCAACCAGAGCGGAGCGGGGGUUUACUUCGCGUCGGACGCCGUGAUCGCCGUGCAGGUCACCUUCCUGCUCGUCUUCUACUGCUGCUCCACGGCGCUCAACGUCCUCCUCCUCGCCGUGGUGCUGCGCGCCGAGGCGCUCCAGUGGCAGCCGCGGUACAUCCUCCUGUGCAACCUGUCCGCCUGCGACCUCAUGUUCACCACCACGCUCAUCCCGCAGGCCAUCCACAGCCUCUCGCGCCGACGCUACGUGUCGCCGGGCCUCAUGUGCCAGACGAGCAUCCUCGUGUCGUUCGGCACCCUCUUCUGCAUCCUGCUCAACCUCUCCUUCAUGGCGCUCGACCGCUACUUCUACAUCUGCCGGCCCAUGCACUACAUGGCCACGUUCACGUCGCGGCGCACCAAGGCGAUGGUGCUCGGCAUGUGGUCGCUCUCGCUCGCCGUGUCGCUCACCUACGUGUGGCUGCUGGGCCAGCACGGCUCGUACAGCGAGGUGCUGUCGGGCGGCGUGGUGUGCGAGCCCGACAUCCUGGAGAAGUACACGAGCUUCCCGCGCGCGCCCGUGCUCUUCAGGAAGUGCCUGGCGGGCGCGUGGCUCGCGUUCGCCAUGUGCGCCCUCGCCUUCAGCUACACGCGCAUCUACAGGCAGGCGCGCCUCGCCGUCGAGCCGUUCAACCAAACCAACGAGCGCGCGCGCACCACCGUGCUGCUGCACGGCGCGCAGCUCUCGCUCUACCUCGGGCCGCUGGUCAUCAAGUUCUCGCUCGACAUCCUCCUGGACCAGGGCGUCAUCCAGGCGGACUUCUUUACGCUGCUCGACGCCAUCAGCCUCAGCAUCAUGGUGACCAUCCCGCCGUGCGUCAACCCCGUGGUGUACGGCCUGCGCAACGAGGAGAUCUGGAGGGCGCUCAAGGCCGCGCUCUGCCGCAGGCAUCAGCCCGUGAUGACGGUGGCCGCGUGAGAAGGGCGGACGCGGGCGGACCACGGAGACCUUCUUCUCAUCGUAGGGGGGGGGGGGUGUCCUCUCGUCGCGGAGGUGGCUCCGUCUCGGAGACGCGCUCGCACCACGGAGAUCUGCUCGUCAUCGUGGAGGUGGGUCUCACGUGGAGGUUGCGUUGUGGACUCGCUUCUUGGAGGUGGCUCCCGUCUCGGGCACACGCUCCGCCAUCAUGCAAGAUCGGUCCACCUUGGAUCAGCACCCCGCCCGGGAGAGGUCUGUUAUUUUUUUAUUUAAAUCACGGAGGUUAUUUCACCAGGGAAGCCUCCCCCAUCGCUCAACUGUGGAGCAGCGCUCCACCAUGGAGUUUGAUGUUCCAUGGAGGCGCCUCCAGCCUGGGACCUCUGUUCAUCACCGCAUUUGGGUUCCCGGCGCCGUGGACGUCGCGAGGCGCGGGGAGACUGCGGUGGAGUUAGUGACACAGAGAGAGGCACAGAGAGCGAGAGACACCGAGAGCGAGAGACACCGAGAGCGAGAGGGACGAACUCGUAGCAAGCGCCAUCUCCGGGCGUGCGCGCGUUGAUUCGCGCGCCCAGGAACAUCGGAGUGGAAACUCGCUCGCGCCGAAUUGGACGGAACCGCGCAGGUUUGAUAACGGAGUUCGACUCUCACCUCGACUUCUCUGUUGCUUUGGCCGAGCGAACGUCAGCCGCAACACACACGGUUAUGGGGAGAGGUGACAUCGCGUGGGGCAUGUGCGCGUGUGUGUGUGCGCGCGUGUGGGGAGCGGUAUUAUCGUGAUUAGCGCGCUGCGCUACAACCCCCUGCCACACGAGUUCUAUUCCCGCUCACGGCCAACACCAGUGACGAUUAUCUGAACCCGUCAAUGGCCUCCCCUAGGUCAACUCAACCUAAAAUUAGUACCUGGUGCGAAGUGUAAGCAUCACCACUAGGGAGACAAAGGCGACCGGGGGAGGGGGGAGCUGCCCACCACCCCCUCGUCUACCGUGCCGGCCUUCGUAGGUUCUCGCUAACAGCACUUGCCCCAACAGUAUGUUAAGGCUACACGGGGGAUCUUUGUCUUUGUGCGUGAAUAUAUGUGUAGAGGUUCACGCAAAACACCCAGUGAUUCGAUGCAUUAACGCCAGUAAUUGAUUUCGUCAAAUUUGUGAAGCGAUUGAUAGCUGCUGUUUAACAAACUAUAGCUGAUGUUUAACAAACUAUAGUUUGUUAAACAUCAGCCGGUCGGCGGCGGUGGUGGCUGUGCACGUGCCCUGUAAUCCAACAGCCAGGAUUGGUGAAUCGCAAACAAAUGUACCAGGAGAAUGUGGUGCAGCAUAGUGCGGACUGAUAACAUUACAUUCCUUCUGCGCGUGAUAGUGUGUUGCGCCCUCGCGCGCGUGGGUUUUCAACGAGCGGCCGCUCCGGGUUUCUCCCACAUGCGUAAACGCUCAUCAAUUGGCUGAAAACAUCUUACUAUGAAGAGGACCGCGUAGCUUGGGCAAUUGUUGGCAGCGCCGGCUUCUCGCGAUGGUGAGAUGCAUUCUGCAUGAUGGACGACGCGAUUGAUAAGACUGCAUGUGAUCAGUAAUAUCACGAUCAUCAUCAUCAUCGUGGUGAAUGUAUUGGUUGUGUAAGAGAUUGUUACGCACGUGACUUGGUGCUUUCGUUCAUCGUGAGCGUAAAAGGAUCGAUGUUAUACUCCAAUGCGUCACGACUACAUCCACGUUUGGCUGACGAAGCGCGGGCACCAGCGAGGCGCACGUGCCGCGGACUCUUCGCACACCGCACGCGGGCGCGUGCGAUGCUCACCACGAAAUCACCCGGAAUGCACCCGGCCUCGCGGGAGCUGAGUAGGUUUGAGCCUGGUCAGUGCUGUACAGUACUUGGAUGGGAGAGUGACCAGGGGGGGUGGUAGGCGUGGGGCCGCUGCCAGGAGAGGGCAGUGUUGAGUGUCACCCACCCCCCAUCCACCCUCUCGUGUCCGGCGCCCUGCGAAGUUGUCCCUGGGUUCUCUGGUUUCCGUGUCCCACACGAAGCCAAAACCGGAUUGGUGGUAAUUGGCCAAAUCUCCCAACGUAUGUUGGCACUCCAAAAUAGUGUUGAGACUCAGGGAGGAUUUGCGGAGUAAAUCCAUUUUUUUUCGUAGAAGCGUUGGGAUAAAGACGAACCCAGCGACCUAAGUUUGAUUCCCAACCACGGCUACCAUAAAUGGCGAGUAAUAUCAGAACCGGUCCUGGGUCUUCCCUCGGUAGACUCAUAUUUACCUAAGUAGUUGGUGUAGUUGGUAAGCAUCAGCGCUGGUGAGACAAAGGCGGCCGGUCACAUAAACCUUUCACGCACCGUACCAGACUCAAUAAGUGUUCGAUUUUAUGGCUGUGGCCUGGCGGGAUAUCGGCCUUGGCAUAAUCUUCACGCGGGAUAAACAGGCACGGCAAAAUACGCGGAGUAUAUGACACCUGGAUUGCACUGGAUAUGAACUUGCAGCUCGAUUUAGCUCUGAGUGCGUGGGGCGUGGGACUCCAGCUACGCGAACUGGAUUCGUGUUCCGCGCUUUGCGAACCACCGAUUUCAACCUUUCCUUUCUGUUUUUAAAAUUAAACAAAUUAUUUGGUGACGCUGCUUCUGCAUUGGCAGUGGUGCAAAUGCACAAUUAACAAAAACAACUCAACUCAUUUGUCAAUAACACUGUGGCGUUAAAAGGAAAACUAUAUAAUAGGCGACGUUUCAGGCGAUGCCCCUUGUUCAUAGCACAUAGAGAGGCCAGAGAAAGACUAUCUCUCUAUUAUAAACCUUUCCUUUGAAGGCAGUGUCAUUGACGAAUGUAUUGAGUUAUGCUCUUAACUCUUCUAUUUUGUUGUGCACAUUGCAGGAACAAUCUCACGUAUUUAUUCACAACGACGAUGAUGUAGGUGCGUGAUACGAUGGGUUGGUUGGUUCAUGGAUGUGACUGUCAAAAUGUAAUUUUUUUCUUCAUAUCGGAGUGGUGAUAGUGAACGCGCGGCAUGCUGUGACCCGGUGGCCACUCUGUCGAGCACGAAGCAGCCACACUGGCAGGCGAUGGCCCCAAACCAAGUGGCGUAACGAGCGCCGGUGGCCAAUGCUACGAGUUGCCCCCCCCCCUCCUUGACAACCGCCAUGAGUUAUGUUUUCAACGACAGUGUAAGAGAACACAAACCUAUGU
Lethenteron reissneri (Far Eastern brook lamprey) is the source of this 4926-nucleotide messenger RNA. RefSeq names its product olfactory receptor 1571-like. NCBI's taxonomy places the organism in Eukaryota, Metazoa, Chordata, Hyperoartia, Petromyzontiformes, Petromyzontidae. Gene Ontology annotation, molecular function: olfactory receptor activity; G protein-coupled receptor activity; odorant binding. Gene Ontology annotation, biological process: G protein-coupled receptor signaling pathway; detection of chemical stimulus involved in sensory perception of smell. Gene Ontology annotation, cellular component: membrane. The record is from RefSeq and is a predicted model, not a curated record.